CUCCUGAAAAUAAUCAAUAUUUCGUCCACCAUUACUAUACAUUCACUGCGAAGAGUCAUGCCAGCAUAAUCGUUCGUCAAAAAGGCUUACCUAUGUGAAGCUUGUGAACGAUGCCUUUGAGCAGAUGGUAUGCAAAACCUAUGUACAGUUUUGUUCCUAGUUUUCUCCUCACCGUGAUGACCCAAAAUUGAAAAACCGUGCUUGGAUUGCAUCUUAAGAGAGCUAUAAAUGACCGUAAAGUUGCUGUUCAUACUCAGUUGUCUACUUUAAUUGCGAUUGAUAAUGGACAUACCCGAACAUGAUGCCGUAGAACAUCAUCAUCAUGUGAUAUCAUCUGAUCAUGCCGAAAAUUAUGACUCGGUUGUCUUUUACCCAUUUGAAGAAUCCACAAGAUAACUAGUCUGGAUGAUUUUGACUCUUUGUCAAUGAAGAGAUACAUGCUGAGAUGGUGUGCUUUGUGUAUGGUCGCCAUGGUGAUGAUCGUGGCAUGGGAGAUGGGUUUCUACGUCGCUUCAAUUACAGAAGGGAGAGGUUCACUUCCCAAGUAUCACACAAAUCGAAGACAUGUUUCCUUGAGCGAAAAAGAAGAUCCGAAAGUGAUCAUCGAACGUGAGCAAUCUGAACGACGAUCAAACCUGAAAAAAGAGUGCGAAUUAGCCGAGAUGGACUCAAACACGGUAUCGGAAUACACCAUAAAGCAUAUGCUUGUGGUGGAAGAUUAUGAACUGGUUUAUUGUUUCAUCCCGAAAGUUGGAUGCAGCAAUUGGAAAAGGAUUCUAAUGGUACUUGAUAAUCAAACAGAUUCCGUCCAAGGAUUAACAUCUGAUGAAGUUCAUAUAAACGGGAAAUUUAAAUUUCUGUCAACGUAUGGACAAGAAGAGAGGACACGGAUCCUCAAAGACUAUAAUAAAUUCUUCUUUGUGAGACAUCCUUUUGAGAGAAUCCUCUCUGUAUUUAAAAAUAAGCUGGAGAAUCUAAAAAAUUAUCGGAAAAAUCGACAUUUCCAUCGAUUUGGGAGAGAAAUGAUCAAACGUUGGCGAUCAAGCGCCAGUCAGGCCGAGCUGUUGACCGGCGAGAAUGCAACAUGGUCAGAGUUCUUACAGUACCUUACCCAUACACAAAGACGAAGAAAGUUUGAAAUGUCAGAUGUCUAUUUCAGUGAUCAUUGGACAGAGAUGUACAAGAUUUGUUCGCCCUGUACUGUAGAGUAUGAUUUCAUCGGCCUCCUUGAGAAUGUUGCUGAAGAGUCGAAAUACUUUCUAGAUAAACUGGGAGUGGGUAGAAAGGUACAAUACCUUGGUUCUGAGACGAGUAGACCAACGAAUAGUUCAGAAAGGAGUGUCUAUGAGAAAUACUACUCACAACUCUCUCAUGAAGAUCUGGUCAAGUUAUGGGAAAUAUACAAGUAUGAUUUUCAAUUCUUUGGCUAUCCGAAACCUUGGUUCGUACCAGAUUUGUGAUUUAAUUCAAAACAUAUAUUAAUAUUGGAUUGUCAUAGAUGGAGCUGAAAUUAUCUUCAUUGAUCAUUGAUUAUUUUUAUUUAACAAAUACCUGUUAUAAAGUUCAUAUUAGUCGAUUUCAUGGAAGUGUUGUCAAGAAAUUAAUUCAUUUAAAUUAUUUUUAAUUAUUUAGAGUAUCGUUUUUCCAGUAACGUAGAAUGUAUUUUCUUAAAUGUCCCAGUGCAACAUCAAAGUCAUGAUUGUUUACUGUUAUAUAAAGCAAUCAGAUUUUGGCAAUAUGAACUCAUAAUGUUGAUUUCAAGUUACGGAAAGCAAAUGGCUGACACGAUAUGACAGGGAGAUUUAACUAUAAUUGAAAGUUGCUUUCAGAGAGAGAGAGGGGGGGGGGGGGGGGGGUGGAGAGAGAUUAAUAAAAAUAAAUGCAGAUUGUUGAUUUAAAUGAAAUAAGAUUUAAAAAAAACUAAUGAGAGAGUUGUGUUUUUUUCUUAAUUCUGUUUUCCUAUUCUUCUCCUGUUAUACACAUCACUUUAAUACCAAAGUUGGAUUUCGAAUUAAGUGCUAAAAGUAAUAUAUUAUAUGAAAAUAUUACCUAACAUAAUAGGGCAUACACAGGCUGUCGCAUUCAUAAGUGCUGAAAUUAACUUAUUAUCGUGCUUGAAAAUCAUUUCAAGAUCCGUUAUAUUUUGUUAUCGGAAUCUCGAUCAUUAAAAUGAUAAAAAAUAAUAGAUGGGAUUUGUAAUACACCCUUUUUAAAGGGACACUCAGGGCUGAAAAUAAUUAUAUCUAAAUGAAUAUAGUAAAAUUCAUUGAGCAAAACUCUGAAAAGUUCAUCAAAACCUGAUAACAGAUAAAAAAGUUAAUUGAAUUUUAAUGUUUAACAAUAUUUGUGAAAACAUUAAUUUGCACGCCGUUAUGAAUAUUCAUUAGGUGGGUUGAUGAUGUCAUGUCCUACUUUUCUUUUUCUUAUUUCAAGCAUGAUAACAUAAAUAUUUCAUAUCUUCAUACAUGUACAUGUGUAUAAAAUGUCUCUAUUGUAACAAAAUGAGUUGCAGCAUUGAUUAUCUUACACAUUUACUCAGUCAUGUCAAUAGUUAAUCCAAUUUUGUUUUCAUUCUUAGAGAAAAUUUGAGUAUUUAUAAUUUCAGGAUAUAAAAUACAAAAGAAUAAGUAGUGAUGUAACAGCAUCUGUAUUCAUAGAAACAUGUAAAGAACUGUUUUAGAAACAUUGUAUAAUCGUGAUUGUGAAUAUUAUUAGUUAAGAACACAAUGCGGACAAAUAAUUUGUGGAAGCGCUGUGGUGUAGCGGUUCUGACUCUCGCAUUGUAAACAGAGGGUCGUGUGUUCGAAUUCCAGCGUACAAGGAGUCAGUCCACACUUAGCCCUUCUCGAAAGCAAAUGUGCACCUAACAGGCUGCUUGAAAUGCUAUGAAUCCAGUGACCGGGUAGAUUGAUAACGCGCUUUUUAUGCAAUUAUUAUAAUCAAAAUGUGAUGUAAUAACGGAUCUGAAGUUAUUAUUGAAAACUCGGGCUGGUGCAGAUGGCUCUAUUGUGAAGCGCUUUGAGCAGUCGUAGAUUGAUAAAGCGCUAUAUAAAUGCAAUUAUUAUAAUCGAAUUGUGAUGUAAUAACGGAUCUAAAGUUAUUAUCAAAGAUAAUUUGCGAUGGUAGGAGAAUAUGAAACAGUAACUGUGAAGACAAGUACCAGUAAAACUCAAAACCCAUAGGCCUGGCUACUCAUAUUUCACAAACUAGUAUUUUCGUGAGGUGAACCCAAAGCCCUUGGAUAAGCAAAUGUGAAAAUGCCGGGGUUUUUGCACAAUUUUUAAUAAGGCAAAUAUCAACCUACUUUACUUCCCUUUUCUGUUACUUUCCAAUACAACUUUCACAUCACAAUAUUGCCAAGAAAUCAAAUGUUUACCGUCCUUUAAUUCACGAUAAAGAUCGAACUAGCAUGAUUUUUUAUUCCAAUGUUCACAAUGUAUUUCUGAUUGUUUUGUGAUAACGUACAAGUAUAUAUGACAAGUUUGCUAAUGAAAUAAUGUAACCCAUUGUGUUCAAUGAGCUACUUUUCAAUUGAGUCCCCCUUUAUUAUAUUAAAAGCCGAAGGUUAACAAUGUUCGAACUGGUGAUGUGAGUGCAUGAAAAGCAUUAUUAACUAGAUUGGAAUGGUAUAAUUAUCAUUAGGGUUUAAAAUGGGGUGAAGAAUAUCAAAAGAUUUGAGUAUCCUUCAGGUUUUACCUAUACGUUGAUUAUUUUCAUGCACUGACUAUUUCAGCGCUUCCCAUGAGAAACGGAACCGAGAUAUAGCGAUGUGUUAUGUCUCAAUUGAAUGAUAUAUUUAUAAAGACAAAAAUCUUUUCUAAUCU
This is a messenger RNA of Lytechinus pictus (painted urchin), 3824 nucleotides long. Its product is annotated as carbohydrate sulfotransferase 11-like. Bases 426 to 1460 code for a protein of 344 amino acids. Gene Ontology annotation, molecular function: sulfotransferase activity. The transcript has 3 exons. The record is from RefSeq and is a predicted model, not a curated record. Gene Ontology annotation, biological process: carbohydrate biosynthetic process. Lineage: Eukaryota; Metazoa; Echinodermata; Echinoidea; Temnopleuroida; Toxopneustidae. Gene Ontology annotation, cellular component: membrane.